This is a messenger RNA of Cylas formicarius (sweet potato weevil), 1426 nucleotides long. It is a transcript of the gene SecCl, whose product is annotated as pH-sensitive chloride channel 2. The transcript is spliced from 8 exons. The record is from RefSeq and is a predicted model, not a curated record. Gene Ontology annotation, cellular component: synapse; neuron projection; membrane. Gene Ontology annotation, molecular function: chloride channel activity; neurotransmitter receptor activity; transmembrane signaling receptor activity. Gene Ontology annotation, biological process: regulation of membrane potential; chemical synaptic transmission; chloride transmembrane transport. NCBI's taxonomy places the organism in Eukaryota, Metazoa, Arthropoda, Insecta, Coleoptera, Brentidae. Bases 58 to 1395 code for a protein of 445 amino acids.
CGGGCGGGUCCAUCGCGCUCAGUCCGAUCCGAAUCCCUUCCGCGACGACCUCAGACCAUGGAACUCGUAGUGGCCGUGUGCUUUCUGAUCAUGUGGCACGUCGCGAGGGCGUCUAACUCGACCGAAUGCCCGGCCCUGGAAGGUCCCCUGGAUCACCUCACCCAAGACGAGUUGCUGUCGAAGCUGACAGCCGCCUGCCGGUACGACCGGCUCGUCAAACCGCCCACCGAAGACCCGCUGAGAGUCGAACUCCAAAUCAACAUCAAGUACAUCGAGUCCGUCGACAAUCUACAAUUCAAGGCCCACGUGCUCGUCCAGAUCCGCUUCAGGGAUGAGCGAUUGCGAUACGACCGUCUCUCGCCCAACAGGGCUAACCUCAUCGGGCAGGAGACACUGCGCAAGAAGAUCUGGGUACCGCACUUAGUCGUCAAGAACGAGAAAAACUCUAACCUGAUGGGUCUCGACAAGAGCGACAUGUCCGUGAUCAUCUCGCCGAGAGGAGAAAUAUUUUACACGUACAGGAUGACGACCACGUUCUACUGCUGGAUGAACCUGCGCAAGUUCCCGUUCGACGUCCAGGUGUGCGAGAUCGAGUGGAUCAGCUGGUCGUACAACGAGAGCCACGUAGACCUAUCCUGGACGAAAAAGGACCCGUACUUCAUUUCGGACAACCUGCACCUCACGGAAUUCUCGAUGGACGAAAAAUGGAUCACUAGGGGUUCAGUGCGAUCCCCAGUAUCGGAGUCCGAGGGCAGCAGCUCGAGCGCGCUAGUCUUCCACUUCCGUUUGCGAAGAGAGUCCGGUUACUAUAUCCUCGAGUACUACUUGCCGUCGGUCCUGCUGGUCAUUAUGUCGUGGGUGUCGUUUUGGAUACAGGCCGACGCGGCCCCCGCGAGGGUCACCCUCGGAACUGCCACGAUGCUGUCGCUCAUCUCGCUCAACGGCAACGUCUCGAAGAACCUGCCCAAGGUGUCGUACGUCAAGGCGAGCGAGGUUUGGUUCUUCGGCGGCUCGGCGUUCAUAUUCUGCUCGCUGGCCGAGUUCGCCUUCGUCAACGUCAUCUGGAGAAGGAGGAAAAAAGUGGAGCUGAUCAAACAGAGCAGCAAGAAUAUCCUGAAGGGGGCGCUGUCGCCGAGGCUGGCUCGCAAAGACCUAAGAAAAUCCGAGUCGUUCUCGAGCCUGGACAGCAAACACAGUCCCGUGGGACAAGGUUCGUCGACGUCGUUGCACGUGCCGGGAGCCCAUCCCGAGGAGUCGGGACCUCCGACCCCCGCGUGGACGGAGAUGACGCCUCACGAGAUCGCGAUCUGGAUCGACCGGCGUUCCCGGGUAGUCUUCCCGGCCGCGUUCCUCGUCUGCAACCUGAUAUACUGGUCGCUGAUUUGCAUCUUGUAAAUAACGGUAGAGUUGCGCAAUAAAAACUUUA